CCAAGAAACAGGCUGGAGCCAAUGGAUACCAUUUUUGUUAAACAAGUUAAGGAAGGAGGGCCUGCUUUUGAAGCUGGACUAUGCACAGGUGACAGAAUUAUAAAAGUGAACGGGGAAAGUGUCAUAGGAAAGACAUAUUCUCAAGUAAUUGCUUUAAUUCAGAACAGUGACAGUGUAUUGGAACUUAGUGUUAUGCCAAAAGAUGAGGACAUCCUUCAACUUGCAUAUUCCCAGGAUGCCUACCUGAAAGGCAAUGAAGCCUAUAGUGGUAAUGCUCGUAACAUACCUGAACCUCCACCAAUAUGUUAUCCUCGAUUAACAGCUUCAGCUUCUGUCAUGGCACAACCUAUUGAGAAAGUACCUCUUGACUCAUCACUGGGAAAGCAACCAAGUAGCAGAGCUGUACGGACAUCAGCACAACCUGAAAAGGCCUACAGAAAGGAAAUACAAGUGCCUCCAUCUCCAACAGAUAUUGCAAAAUCUAACACAGCCGUCUGUGUUUGUAAUGAGACUAUAAGAACUGUUGUUGUGCCUUCUGAGAAGGCUGUAGAUUUCUCAUCAGUUAGAACAAAUCACACUGGUCCAUCGCACCGGACAGAGGAUAUAAGAUACGGUUUCAAGGAACAAACCUCUCUAAAAACAAAAGCACGAACCACUUCACCUUCCUCUUCAAUGUCCACUGCCGUUGUACUUCCUCAGACUCCACUUACAAGACCAAUAGAUCCCCCAGGAAUUGCUAAUGAUUCUGAAAACUAUGGAGGGCACCCAGAAGGAGCUUCAAGUUGUAGAUCUCCUGCUCAGAGUCUAGGUUCUCCCUCUAUUGCUACUAAUCACUACACUUCUCCAAGUGCCCAUCAACACAUAGACUGGAAAAAUUACAAAACCUAUAAAGAAUACAUUGAUAACAGACGCUUGCACAUGUAUGGUUGCAGAACUAUACAGGAAAGGUUAGAUAGUUUAAGAGCAGCCUCUCAAAAUACAACAGAUUAUAAUCAAGCAUUAGCAAAUUGUACUGGUUCACAGGUACGUCGCAGAAGCACCUCUCAUGAUAGGAUCUCACAGUCUGUACAGAUUAGGCAAAGGAGUAUAUCCCAGGAAAGACUUGAGGAUCCUGUAUUACUCAAAGAGUGGCCAAGGAGUGCUUCACAAGAUACUCUAACUUCACCAGUUGUCAGCCCCCGUAAUCAUAGGACACGUUCCUGGGACUAUUUAGGCAAACAGGGUGAAGCAGCAGAAAAUGUUCACACUGAGAACCUUGUUGCAGAUUCAAGCAGAGCCAGAAAAAAGACUUACAAAUGUACUGGAUUUACUGAACAAGAUGAUCGGCGAGGCAUCUAUGAAAGACCGCGACAACAUACCUUUCACCUGUCCCUUCGUGGUUCAAAUUUUUCUAUGGCUCCUGGUGCUUAUCAUUCAGAUGGCAGACAAAUAAGCAACCGAGCCUUAGGACCCUUUUCUCAGUUCCAGAAGGUUUCACCAGAUGUAAAAGUGCUGCAGCCCUCCAGAGAUUUGCCAGCCACUGGAGCUUCAAAGUCUACAACCAUUUUUCAGGAAAGAUCAUCUCACCCAACUGCUAGAAGCACAAGAACUGGUUCUUUGAAGACCUCUGUACUUUAUGCAGCAAAGCCAUCAUUUCCCCUUAAUCAAAGUCUGGAUAGUGCUACUACUAAAGACCAAAGAGAAAUUAAUCAUGUGCACCAUAGUGGUUUGCUAACUCAACAAUCAAGGAUACACGCAGAAAAUAUACCAGAUCACAAACUAGAAAUGGGCAAGGCUAAUCUUUCCCCUGUUUCCUGUACAGCUUCUGCCAAAUUUGUCCCACAAAUGAAUGAGCACUUAACUACCUCUGUUAAUUUAGAUGUCUCUGUCAGACAAAAGAUUCAAGAUUUUGAAACAGAAGAUACAAAACAGCCUGAGGUUAAAUCAAUGGAUGUGGCAAAUGAGGAGGAAGUUGUCUUGCGGGAAAAGUCUCCUUCUGGCCAUCAAACGCCACAGCUUUUGCGACAUCAAUCCUAUAUUUUAGCUGUAAAUGAUCAAGAACCUGCCUCUGAGACCACUUGUUGGUUACCCAAUGAUGCACGCCGAGAAGUUCAUAUAAAAAGAAUAGAAGAAAGGAAAGCCUCUAGCUCAAGCCCACCUGGUGAUUCCUUGGCAUCUAUUCCAUUCAUAGAUGAGCCGUCUAGUCCUAGUAUUGACCAUGACAUCACCCACAUUCCAGCUUCUGCUGUUAUUUCAGCAUCUUCCUUGCGAGCACCCACCAUCACCACUGUUCCUCCUAGUCCUACUGCUCUUGUUCCUUUAAUUCGACGUCAGCUAUCUUAUGGCCAUGAAUCUAUUAGGACUAGUGUCGUAGAUGAUCAAUUCCCUGCAAAAAGUGAAAGGUCCAAAUCUUAUGAUGAAGGACUCGAUGACUAUAGAGAAGGAAAAAUGGCCAUAAAGCAUGUGCCAAGCUUAAAGGGAAUUAAGGCUCCAGACAGCCAAGCAUCUUUAGAAAAUGCAGGAUUCAGAAAAGCAUCUUCUUCAGACGUUUUUGCUGAUACUUCCAAAGAAGGAUAUCUCCAUUUUCGACAGCUAGUUACAGACAAGGUGAAGAGAGUUGGCGGGAGCAUCCGGCCAUGGAAACAGAUGUAUGUUGUUCUCAGAGGGUGUUCAUUGUAUUUAUACAAGGAUAAAAAAGAACCAACUAUGCUUUCUGAGGAGGAACAGCCCAUCAACAUCAAUGCUUGUUUGACAGACAUUUCAUACAGUGAUACCAAGAGGAAACAUGUGUUUCGGCUUACUACAUCAGAUCGUGAAUACCUGUUUCAGGCUGAAGAUAGAGAUGACAUGCUGGCAUGGAUUAAAGCUAUACGAGAAAGCAGCAACUUAAAUGAUGAGAACACAGGUGUCACAAGCAGGGAUCUAAUUAGCCGGAGGAUUAAAGAAUACAGCACAAUUAUGGGUGCUUCAAGUGGCAAAACGGAACCAUCUCCAAAAACACCCCGACAGAGCCUAAGUAUAAGGCAGACAUUCCUUGGUACUAAAACUGAGCAAAGAACUCAAAGCCCGCAUUCUCCUAAGGAGGAAUCAGAAAGGAAAUUCCUUGCUAAAGAAAAAGAUGAGACAAGCCCACCGAAAGAUAAAGGUACAUGGCGAAAAAACAUUCCAAGUAUCGUGAGAAAAACAUUUGAAAAGAAGCCCUCUGCUACUGGCACGUUUGGUGUCAGACUAGAUGACUGUCCCGCAGCUCAGAGCAAUAAGUAUAUUCCACUAAUCGUUGAUGUAUGCUGCAAGUUAGUUGAAGAAAGAGGUCUUGAAUAUACUGGUAUUUAUAGAGUUCCUGGAAAUAAUGCUGCCAUCUCAAGCAUGCAAGAAGAACUAAACAAAGGAAUGACUGACAUUGAUGUUCAAGAUGAUAAAUGGCGAGACCUGAAUGUCAUAAGUAGUUUAUUGAAGUCCUUUUUCCGAAAGCUUCCAGAGCCGCUCUUUACUAAUGAGAAAUAUGCAGAUUUCAUAGAUGCCAACAGAAAAGAAGAUCCUAUCGAGCGACUAAAAACACUGAAAAGGCUGAUCCAUGAUUUACCUGAACAUCAUUAUGAAACACUCAAAUUUCUCUCUGCACAUCUGAAAACUGUAGCAGAAAAUUCAGAAAAGAACAAGAUGGAGCCAAGAAACCUGGCAAUAGUAUUUGGUCCAACACUUGUGAGGUCAUCUGAAGAUAACAUGACACAUAUGGUUACUCAUAUGCCAGAUCAGUACAAAAUUGUAGAAACACUUAUCCAAAAACAUGACUGGUUUUUCGCAGAAGAUGAUGCUGAAGAGCCUUUUACAGCAGUUCAGGAGGAAAACACAGUAGAGUCUCAGCCAGUGCCAAACAUAGAUCAUUUACUCACCAACAUUGGAAGGACUGGAGUAUCUCCUGGAGACGUAUCAGAUUCAGCUACUAGUGACUCUGCAAAAUCUAAGGGUUCUUGGGGAUCUGGAAAGGAUCAAUAUAGCAGAGAGCUGCUUAAGUCCUCUUUAUUUGCAGCAGCCAGUCGCAAGCGGAAAAAAGCAAAAGAGAAACUGCAACCCAGCAGCUCUGAAGAUGAGUUGGAUAAUGUGUUUUUCAAGAAGGAGCCUGCAGAGCACUGUUACAGUGACUCGGCAAAAGAGGGCACAUCUAAAGAGGAGCUAGAGAAGGAGACGGCAGAGAGAAAACAGAGAACCAUAGUUCCAAAAGAAAAGGAGGAAACUGUUAACAGGCCUUCUGCAGCAACCAAGGGGGAAAUCAUGUUGCUGAGGAGAGAGAAUGCGUCCUCAGAAGAACUCUCAACAUCUUAUCUCCAGAAAUACACGAGAUCCCCAAAUCUCAGCUGUCAGCUAAGUACACAAAAGGAUUGCCAUAAACUCCCCAUCUUCCAGAUCGCUUCUCAGAUGGAAGAAACUGUUUCGGACUCAGGCACUAUCCUUAGCAGUUCUUCGCAGGCUUCUCUGCAGAAAGUCUCCUGUAAAAGGUUGGGAAGCCCUGAUAAUAAAUACAGUGAGUUUUUAGCAGCUGAUGUCAGCUCCAUCACUUCAGAUUACUCCACAACAUCCUCAACUACAUACUUAACUGGUCUAGAUUCCACAAUGCUAUGUUCUGAAGUGCAGUCAGUGACAGAGAGUAAAGGGGAAGAGGCUGAUGAUGAAAGAAGUGAAUUGAUCAGUGAAGGUCGCCCUGUGGAAACAGACAGUGAGAAUGAUUUCCCUGUUUUUGCAGCAAGUUCUACUGUGGAUAGGCUGUUCAGGGGCAAUAAUCAAGACAUGGCAAAGAACAGCAGGAGGAACUCUGAAGAAAGUGAAGUAAGUUGUACAGAGGGAAGUUCAACGCCAAAGCUGGACAGCCGCAGACUUUUCAGUUCACACAAACUUAUUGAAUGUGAUACACUAUCUCGGAAAAAGUCGGCAAGGCACAAGACAGAUAGUGAAGGCUCAGGAGAUGCAAAAUGUGAGAAGGAAAUCCCAGCAGUAACGAAAAAAACGGAUAUAAAGAAAGGAAAGACAACCAGCAGCAUAACCACAUCAACAAGAAGUGAACCUGUCAAACAGGAGCCUACAUGGAGACUCAAGAUUACAGACAGAUUAAAACUGCGUCUCAAGUCAUCUGCAGAUGAUAUGUUUGGAAUUGGCAAUCAGAAGUCAAACCCUGCAGAGAGCUCCAAAAGAAAAAACAUCAGGCGAAGGCACACGUUAGGAGGACAGAGAGACUUUGCUGAAAUAAGUGUUCUGAAUGCAUGGAAAGCUCAAGAGAAAAACCCAAGCAUGGAGAAAGACAUUUCGGCAGUGAACCGGUUGAAGCCAAAAUGUCCAUCCCAGGAUCUCUCCAUCUCAGACUGGCUCGCACGAGAGCGUCUGCGGAGCAGCACAACAGACCUUAACGUGGGUGAAACUGUAGAGACUAAACGGGAGAAUGUAAGCCAGUUAGACGAUUCCUCAAAGACAGAGUUCUCAUUUUCUGCAGAGAUGUGGUCAGAAGAAGGUGGUUCUUCUGGUAGUGGUUUGACUCUGGUUCCCAAAACCCCUGGGUCAGGACCACUCCAAACACUAGACCACAUAAAUGGAGAAAGCUACCAAAAUAUGAACAAAGGUAACUUCAGCCCAGCUGUUGAUGCCCACCCUCAUAAGUUGUCUGGGACCCAGGUGGUUAGGUCUCGAUUCUACCAGUAUCUUUGAGACAGUUAAAUGACCACCACCGCAAUUCAGUAGCAGCUUCUCUUUUAACUUUUCCUCAACUGUUUUGUAUGGUUUUUUUUCCCACCUGCACAGUGUUACUUUGCAGUGAAGGAGGUUUCUUUCAUCAGUAUGCACUAUGCAUUAAUGCAGCUACAAUAUUGGUUGGGAUGGUAGA
Molecule: messenger RNA, 5848 nt
Organism: Python bivittatus (Burmese python)
Lineage: Eukaryota; Metazoa; Chordata; Lepidosauria; Squamata; Pythonidae
Source: RefSeq, a predicted model, not a curated record